This is a messenger RNA of Calliphora vicina (urban bluebottle blowfly), 4042 nucleotides long. RefSeq lists its product as uncharacterized. The transcript has 5 exons. The annotation marks the transcript as partial. NCBI's taxonomy places the organism in Eukaryota, Metazoa, Arthropoda, Insecta, Diptera, Calliphoridae. Gene Ontology annotation, biological process: extracellular matrix organization; cell adhesion. The record is from RefSeq and is a predicted model, not a curated record. Gene Ontology annotation, molecular function: cell adhesion molecule binding. Gene Ontology annotation, cellular component: extracellular matrix.
ACACAGCAACAAAGGCAACAACAGCAUCGUUUCAACUCUCCACAAACUCUGCAACAUCAACAGCAACAUUUCCAAAAUAACAACAACAAUCAACAAUUCCAAAGGAAUCCAAACACAAAUCAAGUACCACAUUAUCAACCCCAGCAGCCACAACAUUUCCAACAUCCACAACAACAACAGCAGCAACAACAACAUGCACCUCAACAGCAACAACAACAUGCACCUCAACAGCAACAACAGCAUGCACCUCAACAGCAGCAACAUCCUUCAGCUGCAGCACCUUUGGACUUGCAUCAACAAAAUUUCCUGGCUUUGCGUAAUUUUGCCAGCCAGCAAGUGGGACCCCAGCAGUCUUUGCCCCAAAGAUCCUACAACAACAAACCCUUCCAAAAUGCACCACCACCCUAUUCCACUUUACCUAAUGAAGCAUAUCAACCGCAAACUCAGCCUCAGACCUUCCCCUCGGCACCACAAAUUCUGCCUCAAACCCAACAGAAAUUGCCCCUACAAGCUCCUGUACCCACCUUCCAAACACAUGCAGCACCACAAAAACCUUUCUCCACACAGCCGCAACAACAGCAGCAGCAACAAUAUUUGUUGACCCCCAAUUUGGGUUUACCCGUGCCUCAACUGCCAUUUGCUAAUGUAGCCUCCACAGCAUUUCCUGCUGUGCAACAGCAGCAUCAGCAACAACAGCAACAGAACUUUGGGGCUCCACAAUUCCAAAACUUAGGCCAGGCUCAAUCCCCUGAUCAGGAGUACAAACAGAAACUCAUACAGAAACAUGAGCAAUUUGUACAAAAACAAUAUGAAAAGUCCUCGAAUAAAGUCAAGCAACAACAUGCUGAAUUUUUAGCCAAACAACAAACCAUCAAGCAGCAGGUAAUACCCACUAUUGUGCAAAAUCCCCAGCCCCAACAAGUCUAUCAACAAACUCCACAACAGCAGCAACAAUUCAAUUAUAUACCCAAUCGCAGCCGACCUGUGGGACCUUCUGAAUUGCCCUCAUUUGCCUCUGCUGUGCAGCAAUACUAUCAGGAACAUCCAACCACAACGACAACCACUACAACAACUACCACCACCACACCCUCAACCACCACCCACAAAAUUCACUCCAAACCAGUUUACAAUCAGAUCAAAGCAGAUCCCGGUAAAUUUGGCCAGAAAACAGUGGCCAAGAAACCUGUGAAAACUUUCGGACGUGAUGAACUUUUGAAACAACUUAAGGCCGCCUUGGCUGAACAGCCACAAAAGGAUUUGGGCAAUAAGACCUAUGAGGAAAUGGAUUUGGUAUUGCCCAAUGGAGAGCGUGUGCAAGUGAUUAGAACCACAGAUCCCAAUUUGGUUAAAGGUCAACAAUCCUAUACUCAGGAUCAAUUGCAAAGUUUGUUUGGUGACCAGGGUCUGCAAGCAGUCACAGGGGGACAAGGAAAACUCAGUAUAGCUGAUGUGGCUCCGGAAAAGAAGAAGGAUUUGGUAUUGCCCGGAGGCGGCAAAGUGCAAAUAUUACGUUCUCCCAAUCCCGAAGAAAUCGUAGAUCCUCAAAAUUUGCCAGGCGGUGUUGAUCUAUCCAAUUUGGCUUCUUUGUAUGGUGGCAGUGUGGAAGGUGUAUCCAAUGGUGCCAAUAGUAUAGCCAGUACUGCGGUGAUACAAUCUGAUUCCGAUGAGCCUCCUACUUUGGAAGAAUUGGCUAAACAGGGCUUGAUACCCGAUGGCUAUGAAAUUGAGGGUUUGAGUUCAAAACCCAAGGCCCAACCUAAGCCCGCUCCUACUUUGCCACCCAAAAAGAAGGCCACUUAUGUUUAUCUAGAAGAGCAAGCAGAUGGUAGUUUCAAAAUCCAGGGUGUUAAGGCCAAUGGUGAGAAGGAAACCAAGCAGACGGGAUCCGAGGUAGAAAGUAUUUUGGAUCGCAUACGUAAUGGUGAUAUAAAAUUGCCUCCCUCUGUGACACGUCUUACUUUGCCCAACGAUGAAAUUGUAGAAAUACAAUCGGGCAAUAUUGUUAAGACCACGCAAAGACCCAGCACCACUACCUCGACCACUACAACGACUACCACCACAACCACACCAGCUCCUCCACCACCACCACCAUCUACUAGAGCUUCAACCCAUAGAUAUUACACCUCUAGAAACACCACACCCUAUCAUCAUACGACUACCCCAGCUCCUUACAUACAUCGGUCUUCCACCAGACACUAUGAUCACUCCGCCUAUCGCUCUACCGCUUCACCACGCUACACCACAGUACCCACUUCGUCACCUGUCUACAUACCUUCAACCUAUCAGGCCAUUACCGAACGUCUUACCGAAACCACAGUUGAACAGUCUGCUCCACCACCACAAUAUACUGAUGCUGUGGUAGAAGAAUCCGAACAUCAAGACAAGGCCUCCGUGGUGAAUGUACAGUCCUCAAUUUCCACUUCGGACUCUUCAUCAGCCACAAUUUCUGCAGCUGGUACGAUCUCCUCGGAUGCUUCUGCUUCCGCUAAUCCCAGUGAUGAUUUAAUACAGAUACUUAAAUCCAAUGGACUCUUUGCCAUGUCCAAGUAUCUUAGACAAUCGGGUUUGGAUAGUAUUUUGAAUGAAACUGGUCCCUAUACCAUAUUCGUGCCUACCGAUAAGGCUUUUAAGAAUUUGCUGGUACAAUUGGGCGGACCCGAGAGAGCUGAGGAGAAAUUUAAGGCCAAUCCUAGAUUGUUAAGUGGGCUUUUAUUGCAUCAUGUUAUUCCCGGAGCUUUUGAGAUUGCCACUUUACAGGAUGAGAUGACUGGCGUUUCCUUGGCUGGUACCCAAUUGAGAGUAAAUCAGUAUAAUAUGCACGAUCAGGAAUGGAAUGAUGUAACACUCACCACCAUUAACGGCGCCAUGGUUGUUUUGAACAAGAAGGACAUAAAGAUCCCUCAAGGCAUAGCUCAUGCUGUCGAUCGUGUCAUGUUCCCUCUGCCCGUGGGAGAUCUUCUGCAAACCUUGCAAUCGGAUAGAGAAAAUCGUUUCUCCACCUUCUUAAAGAUUUUAUACACCUCAGGACUCUCGGAGAAAUUACAAAGUAAAGGCAUCAAAACCUACACCGUCUUUGCACCCGUUGACAAAAGUUUCACCGAAAUUGAAUCCGAUACUUUGGAAAAACUCACCAACAACAAAGAAGCAGCCGAAGAAUUUGCCAUGAAACAUAUUGUAUCGGGUACCCUGUUCUCCGCCGGCAUGAGAUUCUAUCAAGUUAAGGACUCUUUGCUGACCGGUAAAACUGUUAUAUUGCAAAAGACCUCAGCGGGCAAGAUCAAGGUGAACGACACGCAAAUGGUAGCCUCCAAUAUACCGGCCACAAAUGGUGUUAUACAUGCCCUGGAUGGUGUGCUGGCGUGAGCUUAAAAGCUUUUCCAUUUACAUCCACUAGAUAAGUUGUGUUAUUAUUAAGCCGUGUUAUAUUUUUUGUUUGUUUAAAUAGAAAAAAAAUGGGUUAUUAACUUAAAUAACUAAUCGUUAUUGUAAACAUAAAUGAUGCAACAUGAAAAUCUUGCCAGUUUUCUUUGUAAUGGGUCAAGGUGCUCUUGAAAGCUUUUUUUGUAAGUUUUUUUUUUAUAAAAGAAAAGCUUUUGGGAAACAUUAUUAAAACAAAACAACAAAAUCCUUAGGUGCUUCCUUUAAGUAAAAUGAAAAUGAAUUGAAUUGUUUUUUAAUAAAAAAAAGCUUAGAAGUCAUGUAAAUUAGUAAGCUGCAGAAAGUAAAGCUUUUAUUUUUGCAAACAUUACAAAUGGAAUUUAAAUUUAUUGAGUGUUUUUUUAUAUAUAAAUAAUAACAUUUACUUUUAAUUAAUUUAUUGGCCUUCAAAAUUAUAUGUUUUUUUUAUAUAUUGUAAUUACCUACUAAGGAAUUUUUUACAAAAAUUCUUUAAACUAAAUUUAUUUGUAAAAUUAAUCUUAUGAAACUUUUCUAUAAACGAGAAAUUUUUAAAAAAAAAAUUGUUUUAGUUCUAAGUUAACAAUUUUAUUAAUUAAAAUCGAUUAUUGUAUAUUUUAUAAAAAUAAAAUUAAAUAAAAACAAA